AUGAAGGAACGGCAGAGGUGGCGACCUGAAGAGGAUGCUCUACUGCGUGCAUAUGUGAAGCAAUAUGGCCCAAGAGAAUGGCACCUUGUCUCAGAGCGGAUGAACGAGCCCCUAAACAGGGACGCUAAAUCCUGUUUGGAAAGGUGGAAGAACUAUCUUAAACCUGACAUCAAGAAAGGAUCUCUUACAGAAGAAGAGCAGCGUCUUGUUAUCCAUCUUCAGGCGAAGCACGGAAACAAGUGGAAGAAAAUCGCGGCUGAAGUUCCAGGGCGAACUGCCAAGAGACUUGGGAAGUGGUGGGAAGUUUUUAAAGAAAAACAGCAACGAGAACAAAAGGAGAAUAACAAGAUUAUAGAUCCACUUGAAGAGGGAAAAUACGACCAUAUUUUGGAGACAUUUGCCGAGAAGCUUGUGAAAGAGCGUUCUGGCCCAGGAAUCGUUAUGGCUACUUCAAAUGUGGGGUUUCUUCAUACAGAUGCUCGUGCCCCUUCUCCUCCAAUACUUCCUCCUUGGCUAGCUAGUUCUAGCACAAUCACAACUGUCGGGCCACCAUCCCCAUCGGUGACCUUAAGUCUCUCGACCUCAACGAUACCAUCUGCACACGCAAUUCCCUGGUUACAGCCCGAUAGAGGGCCUAAUAUUGUCCCUCACGGUCCAAGUAUUUUGCCAUCUCUAGGAAUUGCUCCUUUGGCCGGAGAGAACCAAUUGGUUUCUGAACUCUUGGACUGUUGUCGAGAACUGCAAGAAGGGCAUCGUGUUUUGGCGGCUCAUCAGAAAGAAACCGCCUGGAGAUUGAAAAGGGUGGAAUUGCAGUUAGAAUCAAAGAAAGCAUGCCGGAGGAGGGAGAAAAUGGAAGACAUAGAAGCAAAGAUAAGAGCUCUUAGAGAAGAGCAGAAGGCCGCUCUAGAUUACAUUGAAGCUGAAUAUAGGGAACAAUUAGCAGGCUUGAGGAGGGAAGCAGAAGCAAAAGAACAGAAACUGGCUGACCAGUGGGCUGCAAAGCAUUUUCGUCUAACAAAGUUUCUCAAUCAGAUGGGCGGUGGAUCAUAG
Fraxinus pennsylvanica is the source of this 1050-nucleotide messenger RNA. The record is from the annotation of a GenBank genome assembly. NCBI's taxonomy places the organism in Eukaryota, Viridiplantae, Streptophyta, Magnoliopsida, Lamiales, Oleaceae.